AUGGCGGCUUUCUUCUACUUCGUCGUCGUCGUCGUCGGCGUUGCUUGCUUCUUCCAGGCAUCGGUGGUGGUUUCCGGCGAUCGAUUCUGUGGCCAAGGCGGCGAUCAAGUCAGUUAUGUGCGUGCUCGAGGCUCGGAGUUCGUGCUUGAUGAUCGUCCGUUGUUUAUCAAUGGCUUCAACGCCUACUGGGUAACGUAUUACUCGUUCGAGCUCGUCACACGGCCCCACGUUAGUAGCUUGUUUCGUGACGCAUCGGCGCUGGGUCUCAACGUUGCGAGAGUCUGGGCCUUCAAUGACGGUGGCUAUCACGCUAUCCAGGCCACUCCUGGCGCCUACAAUGAGGAAGCUUUCCAGGGACUUGACUUUGUCAUUGCGGAGGCACAAAGCUAUGGUCUGAUGCUGAUACUCAGCUUGAGCAACAACUACAACUCCUAUGGAGGAAAGCCGCAGUAUGCGCAAUGGGCUCAGGAGGCCGGUCACAGCGUGGAAUCGGAGGACGAUUUCUUCAAACAUUCUGUCAUCAAAGGCUACUACAAGAAUUAUGUGAAGGCCGUGCUUACAAGAGUGAACACCAUCACUGGAGUCGCGUACCGAGAUGAUCCGACGAUUUUUGCCUGGGAGCUGAUUAAUGAACCGAGAUGUAGCUCCGAUCCCUCUGGUGACACCCUCCAGGCUUGGAUCGAGGAGAUGUCGGCAUUUGUAAAAUCUCUCGACAGCAACCAUAUGCUCGAGGUUGGUCUCGAAGGCUUCUACUGCUCCUCGGAUCUACAGAGAGCGGGUCUCGGCAGCUGGUCGAGUGAUCUCGGCACUGAUUUCAUUCGCAACAACGCGAUUCCAAGCAUUGACUUUGCGACCGUGCACAGCUAUCCCGACUUGUGGCUCCCAGACGAGGACUUCGAGGUUCAGCUCUCUUUCCUCGUCCAGUGGAUACAGAACCACAUCGAGGACGCGGCCGUGAGGCUGAACAAGCCCGUGCUCUUCGCGGAAUUCGGCAAAUCAAACCGGACUCGCGGGUUCGUGGUAGAGCAGAGGGACAGGUUCUUCGCGGCCACGUACGAGACGAUCUUCUCGUCGUUUCCGGCCGCUGCCGCGGGUGGACUGCUGUGGCAGCUGGUCACGGAGGAGAUUGGAGACGCCAUCGACGACGGCUACCAAAUCGUCCCCAGCAGGAAUCCCAGCACAGUGACUGUCAUCUCCACGCAGUCGCAGAGAGUUUCCAUCAUGAACUCGAGACGCUCGUGAGUUUUAGAAGUUCGUUCUUUUUGGCAUUGCAGGGAAGCACUGAAGUACCGCAGCUUUAUAAAAGAGGAAGAUAGGAGAGAUUUUUAGUCAAGAGUGUCGCGUUCGUGCCACAUCAGCACCACGUCAGAGCCACGAUUAUGCUGACGGGGCCCAAUCUAGAUGACGUGUAAAGCAUUCCUUGCUAAUAAAAGUAAAGGGGGUAAAGAAAGACGCUAUA
This is a messenger RNA of Selaginella moellendorffii, 1459 nucleotides long. RefSeq names its product mannan endo-1,4-beta-mannosidase 7. The transcript is spliced from 5 exons. NCBI's taxonomy places the organism in Eukaryota, Viridiplantae, Streptophyta, Lycopodiopsida, Selaginellales, Selaginellaceae. Bases 1 to 1242 code for a protein of 413 amino acids. The record is from RefSeq and is a predicted model, not a curated record. Gene Ontology annotation, molecular function: hydrolase activity, hydrolyzing O-glycosyl compounds.